This is a messenger RNA of Ilyonectria robusta, 2553 nucleotides long. RefSeq lists its product as uncharacterized. The transcript is spliced from 2 exons. Gene Ontology annotation, molecular function: DNA-binding transcription factor activity, RNA polymerase II-specific; transcription cis-regulatory region binding; zinc ion binding. Lineage: Eukaryota; Fungi; Ascomycota; Sordariomycetes; Hypocreales; Nectriaceae. Bases 112 to 2337 code for a protein of 741 amino acids. Gene Ontology annotation, biological process: positive regulation of transcription by RNA polymerase II. The record is from RefSeq and is a predicted model, not a curated record. Gene Ontology annotation, cellular component: nucleus.
CACUGUUUGAACCGUUCCAAUCCUCGGUUCCAUCUUCAGAACUUCCAUAUUAGGCUUUUCCAAUUCGCCUGCCCCGCCUCUAGACCACCCUGGUUUGUCACCUAUGUCGCAAUGGAACAGUCCUCGAAACGAGCGAGGAAAACCGACAUAGUUCGCAAGCGCACAGGAUGCCAGAACUGUCGGACCAAGCGGCGAAAGUGCGAUGAGACACGCCCAGAAUGCUUGGCCUGCAGUCAACGCGGGGUCAAGUGCAGUGGCUACCAACGCUCAAUCACCUUCAAGGACGUGUCUGAGCUGACAGCUGAAUCAUCUAAGAAGUUUGAGGCUGCGAGAUGGUCGGCGUUGCAGUUGGAGGAUGAGAGGAGGAAGCAGAAACCGACACAUGGAGCAACUCGCCGGUCGACUCGGUCACCACGGGACGAGAGUGAAGGCGCAAUACACGUGGAUACACAACAGCCUUAUGCCGCGACGCCAGUGUCACCACCUAUGUGGAGCGGCCUGACUGGCAACGAUACAGAUAAUAGUGUCUUGCCAUGGGAUCUCUUCGAGCCCUCUUUUCAGCUUCUUGACGAUGAUGGGUUGCAAUCAGCUUUACCCAAUGCCGAAGCUUCAUUUGACAAUGUUGAACAAGUUCAACAUCGCCAACCUCACCCAGUACAAUCCUCAUCACCACUUGUCACACGGAAUUCCCCCAAGUCCAACACUCUGCCUGGUGGUCAGCUCCCUAUACCGUUGGCAGAUUCAAAUUCCGCAGAUAAACUUGCUACACCAACAAACAAUGACACGAUGAUCAUGGUUGAAGGGAAUAUUUCGACUCAAAUCCCCAACACGUGGGAUGAGUUCUUGAACAUCGAAGGCCCCUUGGAUGGAUCAUCACCAUCGACCCAGUCGUCUCUCGGCGAUCCGGCGACUGACUGCCAACUAUCCUUCCCAGUUGAAGAGGCGCUAGUUCGACAUUUCGAAGCUCAUGUUAUCCCUGUUGUUCCGGUUACUCUAGGAUUCCCAAGUCUAUUUCGCGAUAGCAGCUGUUUCCGAGCCGCCGUUCUUGCUCUUUCUGCGGGAAACUUCAAAAUCACACAACACAACUCAGCCGAUUCGCAAGCACUGAGUCGAAAGACCGAAGGCAAUCUCGACUGGAAAUACUACGAGGCGGCUGUAAAAAAGCUAAAUCAUGAGCUGCAGAAGCCUGGUAAUCGACGCGAUGAACAUGUCGCCGGUGCUGCUCUGCUCCUGGCCUACCACGAGAUCGAAGUCGGCUCGCCGUUGGGUAUCAGGAAUCACGCUUCCGGUCUGGAUGCAAUCGCCUCCAAAGUAGAUUUUUCGUCUUCGUCCACGUCGGCUUUAUUCAAAGCGUGGAGAAUGUUGAGGUAUGACGUAAAGUUCCAGAUACUGGGAACCCGAAAGUCAAGUCUUGUUACGGACCUAUACGAGCCAUGUAGCUUUCUUGAUCCGCAGCUCGCCAUUCGAGACAUCCUCUCAAGCCUUUGGAGGCUGCACAGUCGACACGCCAUGGAAGCAACUUUCAACACGCAGAGCCAGCCUGGUAGACCAAGUGCAUCGGAGAUGGCGGGACAAUGGCUUCGAACAGUGUUGAAUCGGCAAUGCGACCAUCGACAGUUCCAGCAACGGGACUAUCACACUGAAAGUUUGACUCCUGAAAUGAUGUUAGAUCAAUGCGACAACUUCACUAAGCGACUUGAUCAAUGGCACCGCUCGCUGUGUGAUCACGACUUGCCUAUUGCCAAUCUCGGUACGGAUCAGGAUUUUGUCACCGGCCCGUCCUUUGAAACGAUCGUGACCUACCGUUUCUCAGACGACCGCAAGGCGGUUGACUACAUCAUGUAUCUCAUUUCCCGAAUGGCGUGCAACUACAUACGCUCCCUAUUCAACCCUGCGAUUCUAGCCAGUGUGUCAGAAGCGUGGGGCAAGAUCAUUGUCGGCAUCGUCUGCGGCAUGGAAAUAUCUCGCCAGCGUUUUACUUUGCUUCCCGUAGAAGCACUUCUACACAUGACGGCCCUCUUAUGCGAAAGUACGAAUAUCUGCACCACAAUUAUUGACGUCUUGAUCCCACGCGUGAUGAGGACGGGUAUUUUCGGACCAGAGCUUGUCGGAUGGACCUACUUGAAACGGGGGCUGGAACUUGUCGUGAAGGAAAGGUUGCGGGGACGCUCGAUUCGCCUGAUCAUGGACGGAUCUGAUGAGCACCACAAGCAUAUGCAAGUUGAAACAACCCAAGUCCUUGUUGCAUUUGGGGAUUAUAACGGGAAGGGCCAUUUCAGAGAGUGUUACUCGUUUGAUUGGAGCCAUGAUGGAAUUAACAAUGCUAUGAUACGCUGAAGAAGCUGAGGCUGGAAGAUCGGCUUGGAAACGUCUUGCUUCUUGGCCCAAUCUCGCUCUACAACAAGGCUUGAGCAACCAACACACUUUGGCUGACCGAGUGGGAUACUGCAAUGAAUGAGGAUUACCGCCUUUUUAACUGAUUAUUCCUACGUGCCAUAAUUUGACAUUUCAGGUGAACACAUCACCGAAACCCAAUUGUUCCUUCCCCCCCAC